Lactuca sativa (garden lettuce) is the source of this 1042-nucleotide messenger RNA. RefSeq names its product mitochondrial import inner membrane translocase subunit TIM14-3. The record is from RefSeq and is a predicted model, not a curated record. Gene Ontology annotation, molecular function: ATPase activator activity. Gene Ontology annotation, biological process: protein import into mitochondrial matrix. NCBI's taxonomy places the organism in Eukaryota, Viridiplantae, Streptophyta, Magnoliopsida, Asterales, Asteraceae. Gene Ontology annotation, cellular component: PAM complex, Tim23 associated import motor.
GGCAGCAAGGGUGGAAAGCAAGUCGGCCAUCCAAACUUCAUUAUACUUCUGUUCUUGACAUCACCAGGCAUACCCAGUUCUUGAAUUUGCUACUUGGACGAAAAGUGUGAGAUUGUUCGAAUCAUCUAAUGCUUAUUCAACAACAAAACCCCUAAAUUUGAGGAGUUGCAAAGCCAAUUCUCUUUUCGAUAUUUUGUUGUUCAAGUUCAGAGAUAUCCAGUUAAAUGAGAUGGAAAUCUGUGUUGUGUCCCUCUCUUACAAGGAUGAUAUGAAGGUAACAGUUGACUUUAGCAUUGAUCAAAUUCUGGAAAUAAAUUACAUUGCAUCGGUAGCAUUGAGCUUCAACGUCCUUAGAAGAAUCACCGUUUCUCGAACAAGGUCCAUGACGAAAAAUCAACAAACUAAUAAUGACAACAAUAAGAACAGUGGAACACUUCCACUUUCUUCUGGUGAAACAAAGCAAAAUAGUUUGUCACAUACAUUGGCUCAAAUCGAGGUUACUCCACUUAUGAUAGGAGUUGCAGCUGUUGUUGUUACUGCUGCUACUUACGCUUGUGCUAGUCGAUUCAAGGCUCGAUCAGUUUCACCCAUAUCCCGUAAAUUUUAUAAAGGGGGUUUCAAACCUCAAAUGACUAGAAGGGAAGCCGCUCUUAUUCUCGGAGUAAGGGGAAGCAUCACAACAGAUAAAGUAACUGAAGCCCAUCGAAGGGUCAUGGUUGCAAAUCAUCCAGACAUUGGUGGUAGUCACUAUCUUGCUUCCAAAAUCAACGAAGCGAAAUACAAGCUCAUCAGGAAGCCCAACAACACUGAUUCUGUUUUCUCAUACGAUUUAACUGUGGAUUCGGAUUCUGACUAACAUUGUUUAUACCUUAAGGCUUAAACUAUCAUGGAUCUUUUUGCAAUAUAUGUUUUUGUAUAAUUCAGAGAGUGGGAUUUGGAGUUUAUAAGGAUUUGUUGUAUUGAGUAUUGACUAUAUUUAUUGUCAUGGGAUUGUCUAAUUACAUUCCGAUUGUUUCAUUACACGAAAUAUCAUUUUUUAAGA